GGUGGUGCCGGACAUUGGCUGCAUUCGUUGCCAGUGGCCGAUAUGUCGACGUUCUGGCUAGUAGUGGCCUCCAUUCUGAUGACCUUAAAUGUGAGCUGGCUUCUUCCCUUCGCCCAAGCCACAUCGGCAUCGAUGUUCCAGUUUCUAGAGCGACCCAAUGCCGAUGGGGAUCAGAGCUGGUCUCACCUGCUGCCCACCAAUUUCUAUUCCGAGAUGAAUCAGCAGUACUACAGGCGAUUUCGGCGACAUGGAAGUGAGAUGGGAGUACACCGGCGACGUCACCAAUUUGAAUAUGCUCAAUAUAUCUAGAGAAUGGAAGUACUUUCUUUUGAAUAAUAAAUUAAAAUGAUUAAAAUAGUAA
This is a messenger RNA of Drosophila serrata, 361 nucleotides long. RefSeq lists its product as uncharacterized. Lineage: Eukaryota; Metazoa; Arthropoda; Insecta; Diptera; Drosophilidae. The record is from RefSeq and is a predicted model, not a curated record.